Molecule: messenger RNA, 1038 nt
Organism: Pristis pectinata (smalltooth sawfish)
Lineage: Eukaryota; Metazoa; Chordata; Chondrichthyes; Rhinopristiformes; Pristidae
Gene: dctn3
Product: dynactin 3 (p22)
Exons: 7
Coding region: 54-602 (182 amino acids)
Biological process (GO): cytoskeleton-dependent cytokinesis
Cellular component (GO): dynactin complex
Source: RefSeq, a predicted model, not a curated record
GCCACUUCCUGUGCGACGGCCGGGCGGGGUCGAGCGACCAGCGACCGGCGACGAUGGCGGAGCUGAAGCGGUUGCAGAGCCGCCUGGAGAAGCUGGAGGCUCGUCUGUACGGAGAGAGGCCGGUGCAGGCAGCCCAGUUUACCGAUGCUGUUGUAAAAAUCCAGGCCUCUUUGGGUAAUAUUUCCAGCAAAAGGGAGAGGAUAAAGUCUUUGUAUAAGAAAAUUGAUGAUCUAAUAAAGUACUUGGACCCUCAGUACAUAGACAGAAUUGAUGUUCCAGAUGCUAUGAAACUAGAGUUCAUUCUAGCAGAGGAGCAAUUCAUUCAUUCCCAAGUGCGUCUUCUAGAAAUGGUGAAAAAACAGCAGCCUUAUCUCGAGAGUGAGCACAUUAAAGCUGUGCCUAACUAUUCUUCAAGGGUGCAAGCACUGACCCAGGUUCAAAUUCAGGAACAGGAUCAAUGUAAUGCAAUCACAGAAGAUGUAACCAAGAUGCUAGAUGAGUAUAACAAAAUGAUUUUGCUCCUUUCAAAACAGUUUGUUCAGUGGGAAGAAAUGCUAACCAAACUUGAAGCUGCAAAGCAAAUAAAGCCACCCUCUGAUUGACAUAAUGUAGUAUGGAUGGAAGAAAAUGUGGAAGUGGAGCAAACUGUUCUUCAUAUUAUCUACAUAGCAUUGUAUAUGUAAUGAGUAAUUAAAAAAUAUACUGUUUUAAAAUACGUUCCCUAUAAUGUACUUUAAAAUCUUUUGCAGUAAUAUAGUUGGCAUUAUAUGUGAUAGUAAUCAGAAUGGCAGAUGAAUGCCCUAGUGUCACAUCUGCAAGUUUGCGUUAAAAUAUUUAAAACUAACUGUAAGAUGUACCUUUAUGUAAAAUUGAAGAAGAACUGGUUACUUUGACUGUCGCUUUCCUUUUGUAAUAUUUAAGGUCUGGAGUGAUUUGUGCAAAUACGAUGUAAGCUUUUAGUGAACCUAUGUAUGACUAAGAAUUCUUCAGUUUACUGUUGAAUUAAUUAUCAAGAGAAUUGUGUAUACAUAAACUAAA